AGCGUUAAAAAGAAGAAGAAACAAGAAGCUAACUGAAUCACUGAGCGAAUCCGCUCCAUUUCAUGAUUUUAUGAUUUUUCUUUUAGGAUUUAAUUAUCUUAAUUAUCUGAUUAUCCUGUAUUAAUAGUCUGUGUCUCUUUAAAUGUGGUGACACGCCCACGCCUGUCCCGCGUGCUCUCGCGGCUAAAUGUGGUUGGUAGGUUACCAGCGCUAAGCGACCGGCAGCGUUUGUUUCGCGACUUUCAACCAAUCAGAUCGUCCGCAGCGUUUCCCUGUAAGCCAAUCAGAGUGUAGGGUUUGAGUGGCAGUUUAAAAAUCGUUCUUUCGGCUUCAAUCUAAAAAACUGCUGAUCACGCUUGUCUUGUGCACUACGCAGGGCACAGGUAGAGUGUACUUUAACACACUACAUAGGGCGCAAGAAGGCGUUUGAGAUUCAGCCUAGUCAACCGCUGUCAGUAUAAAAGGUGCUGUUUUGUUUAACGCUGUUGGAAGUGAAUGCUGUAAUAUAGUUUCCGCUGAGCUAGUGUAGUGUUUGCAUUGCAUUAACACCAAGUUAACGCUACUUUACUUCAUCCAAACAUUAUAGGAUUGUUUUGUUUCAGUGUUUUUGUUCACAAUGCCGUCCCGCACGGAGGAUUACGAGGUUCUCAGCACCAUCGGCUCGGGCUCGUACGGAAAGUGCCAGAAAAUUAGGAGAAAAUCAGACGGAAAGAUCCUGGUGUGGAAGGAGCUGGAUUACGGCACCAUGGCAGAGGUGGAGAAGCAGAUGUUGGUGUCCGAAGUGAACUUGCUGCGAGAGCUCAGACACCCUAACAUUGUCAGAUACUAUGACCGCAUCAUUGACCGCACAAACACCACGCUGUAUAUCGUGAUGGAGUUCUGCGAGGGCGGGGACCUGGCCACUCUCAUAUCCAAGUGCAUUAAAGAGAGGAGAUAUCUGGAAGAGGAGUUUAUCCUGCGUGUCAUGACUCAGCUGGCUUUGGCGCUGAAAGAGUGUCAUGGCCGAAAAAAUGACGGCGGCAGCACAGUUCUUCAUCGUGAUCUGAAACCUGCUAACAUUUUCCUCGAUGCCAAGCAGAAUGUAAAACUUGGAGAUUUUGGCCUGGCACGGAUACUCCGACAUGAGACAAGCUUUGCUAAAACCUUUGUGGGAACUCCAUAUUACAUGUCACCUGAACAAAUGAAUCACAUGUCCUACAACGAAAAGUCAGACAUCUGGUCUUUAGGAUGUUUGCUGUAUGAACUCUGUGCUUUGUCACCUCCAUUCACAGCCUAUAACCAAGAGGAACUGGCUGAGAAGAUCACAGAGGGAAAAUUUAGAAGGAUUCCCUAUCGAUAUUCCAAUGAGCUGAACACGCUGCUGUGCAGGAUGCUGCACCUAAAGGAUUACCUGCGUCCCUCUGUGGAGUCGAUCCUCCAGAGCUCAUUAAUCUCCACAUAUGUGGCCCGGGAGCAGAAGAAGGCUCAAGCGAGGCAGCAGCGGGGGUCAUGUGACCUGGAGCAGCCUAAACUGGCAGAACUGAAGCUGAAGGAGCAGGCACUACGCCAGCGAGAGCAGGACCUCAAGGAGCGAGAAGAGAGACUGGAGCAGAAGGAGCAGGAGCUGUGCAUCAGAGAGAGACUAGCCAACGAGAAGCUGGCCAGAGCAGAGAGUUUGAUAAAGGGCUAUAAUGUGAUGAGGCAGCAGAGGGCACACUCUCCACUGUUUACAGAAGACAAAGAGGAAAGUGAGAACAUAUCACCUGGAAAGAAGAAAGUCCAUUUUGCAGGCGACAACAAGGAGAACUUUUGGGCUGAGCAGAGAGUCGGCAUCAGACCUCAAGAGCAUGUACUCAUUAAGAAACUGCACAAUGUUAACAUAGGAGAUGUGGAGAGGAAUUAUCCGCUGAAGAUAAGGCCCAUACAGGGUUUUCGCUAACACUGACUGAUUUCAGCUGUGUAUCAGCCCUGAGGAAUGACAGACUCUUUACAAAGCUUCUACUAAAGACUUCACUAUAAGCUUUGUAUAAAAAUCUUCCUUAUAGGACACAAUCAUCUGUAGCUGGACAUCUUGGCCUUGUUUUAAGUUCAUGCCUUUUCAUACAGCUUAAUAUCAAGGAUUUCAAGAAAUCUUAUUUAUUGUGUUUAGAAAGUGCAAGUUUGGCUAAUGGUCUAACACUGGAUAAUUGUAUUUAAUGUUAUGUGUUUGUCAUAGUGUGUGUUAAGUUUAUUUUUGGCAUAUUUUAGUAGUGUUUUGAAAAAUCUUCUUGUACAUGAUCAAAAGAAAAGGAAAAAGUUUCUUGUCU
Messenger RNA from Hemibagrus wyckioides, 2285 nucleotides. It is a transcript of the gene nek2, whose product is annotated as NIMA-related kinase 2. The record is from RefSeq and is a predicted model, not a curated record. Gene Ontology annotation, molecular function: protein kinase activity; ATP binding. The transcript is spliced from 9 exons. Lineage: Eukaryota; Metazoa; Chordata; Actinopteri; Siluriformes; Bagridae. The coding region runs from base 617 to 1918 and encodes 433 amino acids. Gene Ontology annotation, biological process: protein phosphorylation.